Messenger RNA from Maudiozyma barnettii, 1092 nucleotides. RefSeq names its product [acyl-carrier-protein] S-malonyltransferase (gene MCT1). The coding region runs from base 1 to 1092 and encodes 363 amino acids. Gene Ontology annotation, cellular component: mitochondrion. Gene Ontology annotation, biological process: fatty acid biosynthetic process. NCBI's taxonomy places the organism in Eukaryota, Fungi, Ascomycota, Saccharomycetes, Saccharomycetales, Saccharomycetaceae. The transcript has a single exon. The record is from RefSeq and is a predicted model, not a curated record. Gene Ontology annotation, molecular function: [acyl-carrier-protein] S-malonyltransferase activity.
AUGAGAUUAAUAACGUUUCCUGGUCAGGGAACUCCAAUAUCCGUUCCCAUUCUCAGGUCCAUAAUCGAAUCUAAAUCGAAAGAGUUUGGGAAAAUACUAAGUAGGAAUGGUCCAAAGACUAACGAGCUUUUACAAUUCAUAUAUAAACAUCCGUCGAGUCCCGGGAGUAUUGCGGUUUGUUCGAAUUUAUUCUAUCAAUUAUAUGAUAUUCAAUUGAAUGAAACUUAUAAAGAAUUACAAUAUACUAAUCAUAUGAAAAAGGACACUCAGGAUUUGAUACUUUUGGGACAUUCUUUAGGGGAAUUAACAUGUUUAAGUAUUAAUCAAUUAUUCUCAAUUAGAGAUUUAUUCAAUAUUGCAAAUUAUCGUAACGAAUUAAUGGUGAAAUAUACAGAAAAAUACCUUGUUGCACAUAAGAUGAAUCAUUCUACAAAAUUUGAAAUGUGGGCUUUAUCUUCACCAAGAGCAGAUGACCUACCACAACAAGUAUUAUCACUGAUAAAUAAUAUAAGAAGUACAGCUCCAACAAUCUAUAUUGCCAAUGUUAAUUCUAUAAAACAAUGUGUCGUGACAGGUUUAGUGGAGGACCUUGAAAAAUUGAGAAUAGAAUCACAAACUAAAUUCCCACGACUGCGUGUCACUGAAUUAACCAAUCCAAAUAAUGUAGCAUUCCAUAAUAGUAACGUACUGAGACCCAUCCAAGAACCUUUAUACGAUUAUAUUUGGGAUAUAUUGAAGUUAAACCAAAAUCAUACUGCAACUAAAUUGAAUUAUCCAAUAAUAGGAAAUCUGGAUGGUAGAAUCUCUACUUUCGUACAUCAUGCAAUCGAAAGAUUUGUUAGAUGUAGCAGUAGUACUGUUAAGUUCACAGAAUGUUACGAUACGAUUAAUGAAGUCUUAGAGAUUAAAGAUGGUGCAGUGAAUAUGGGACCCAGUAAUGUGAUUUAUAAUUUGAUUAAAAGAAACUGUGAUUUAGAUUGUUAUGAAUUUUCAUCAUUAGAUACUGUAAAUAAAUUCCAAGAGACAGAUUUUCAAAGAUUGAAAGGAAUUAAGGAUAAUUUAGCGAAAGAAAGUGCUGAGAACGAAAUAUAA